AUGAACUCAGGAAAAUACGUCGGUCUUGGUCCAAGAGAUACCUCGGAAUCACCAUUCCCAGAUACUUAUUUAAAUUGGAGAGAAUUGAUUUACUUUAGAUCAUGGCAAGCAGCAGGUUUAAUUCCAUUUUUCUAUUAUUUCUGUUUGAUUUUGGCAGUAUUCUUCUUUUUGAGUGAGAUUAUUAUAUUUACUAUUGCAUCUGGUGCUGGUGGAUUCUUCUUGGGUCUUCUUUAUGGAACAUUACAGUUGUUGGCCACCAUUUUCGCAGCAAGAAUCGGUUGUGAAGUGUUGCUCUCAAUCUUUGACAUCAGAGACAACAUCUACAAGAGCUCUGUCAACUCUUCCGCACCAAUCUCACACCACCAACCAACCUCCUCAUUCCCAUCAUCAUCUUCCUCCUCUGACUACAACGCCCAACAAAACAAAUACCAAGAGCCAUACAACUCUGGUGCACCAUACCAAAACAACCUCUAA
Molecule: messenger RNA, 474 nt
Organism: Heterostelium album PN500
Lineage: Eukaryota; Evosea; Eumycetozoa; Acytosteliales; Acytosteliaceae
Product: DUF4282 domain-containing protein
Exons: 2
Coding region: 1-474 (157 amino acids)
Source: RefSeq, a predicted model, not a curated record